Messenger RNA from Dovyalis caffra, 3249 nucleotides. NCBI's taxonomy places the organism in Eukaryota, Viridiplantae, Streptophyta, Magnoliopsida, Malpighiales, Salicaceae. The record is from the annotation of a GenBank genome assembly.
AUGGCCCCAAAUCAGAAACUAAUAGUUGAGGUUGUUGAUGCGCGGAAUCUCUUACCAAAAGAUGGCCAUGGAACCUCGAGUCCAUACGUUGUGAUCGACUUCUAUGGGCAAAGAAAGAGGACGCAAUCAGUGAUUCGUGACUUGAACCCAACAUGGAAUGAAAUACUUGAGUUCAAUGUUGGUAAACCAUCUAAUGUUUUUGGUGACAUGCUUGAACUCGAUGUUUACCAUGACAAGAACUAUGGUCCUACUAGAAGAAACAACCAUCUUGGCAGAAUUCGAUUAGGUUCGAGCCAAUUUGUUAGAAAAGGCGAGGAGGCUUUGAUCUAUUAUCCCCUGGAGAAAAAAUACUUGUUGAGUUGGAUACAAGGUGAGAUAGGGUUAAAGAUUUAUUACCAAGAUGAGGUUAUACCACCGCCACCGCCACCGCCACCAACACCACCAGCAGAACCAGCAGCAGCAGCGCAGGAAGAGGAAGCGAAGGCGGACACUAACAAAGAGACUUCACCACCACAACCAACAGCUGAAGCAGUGGUGCCAGCAGAAACUGAACCACAACAACCAGCUGAAGCUAAAAAAUCUGACUUAGAAACAGGGGCCACGACAGAGUCAAAUAAAGAGGAACCUCCUGAAGAAGAAAAGCCCAAAGAGGCACCAUCAGCUCAAGCUGAAGCAGGGGCAGCGGCAGCGCCACUGUCAGAUAAUGCACCAGCACCUAUUCAAGUUGAAAAACCACCAGAAUCUGAUGGGUCACCAUCACCACAUCCACAAGAAUCUAGUGGUCAAAACAAAGAGGAUCCGUCACCAGGCCCAGCACCAGUAAACAAGCCUGUCCAAGAUGACGGUGACAUCGUUUUAGAGCCUACAUUCAGUAAGUGGGGACCGUCACCACCAGAAAUAAUGGCAGCUUCAGUGUCAGGAUCAGUUCCUGAAAUCAAAAUAGCAGGGAUCAACGCUCCACAACCCAUUAUAAGGCCAGUGGCUCCCACCUCGAAUUACACAUUAGAACCACAGGAAAGUUUGUCAAUCGAACGAUCAGCAUUUGAUCUCGUUGAAAAGAUGCAUUACCUGUUUGUUCGGGUGGUGAAGGCACGGCACCUCCCAACCAAUGGGAACCCAGUUGUAAGGAUUGCAGUUUCAAACAGCCGCGUACAAUCAAAACCCGCUAGGAAAACAUCAUGGUUCGAGUGGGAUCAGACAUUUGCAUUUGGCCGCGAUGCACCUGAUUCCUCCUCUAUACUCGAAAUUUCAGUGUGGGACCCACAUGACCCCAGAUCAUCCGAAAUGGCAGCAGCAGCAAAUUUCCUGGGUGGAAUUUGUUUUGAUGCCACGGAGAUCCCAUUGCGGGACCCGCCAGACAGCCCCCUGGCCCCGCAAUGGUACAGGCUGGAAGGAGGUGGAGCCUACAGCAGCGACUUGAUGCUUGCCACGUGGGUAGGGACGCAAGCCGAUGACUCAUUUCCUGAUGCAUGGAAGACCGACACAGCUGGUAACAUCAACUCUCGAGCUAAAGUCUACAUGUCUCCAAAAUUAUGGUACCUCAGAGUUACUGUAUUAGAAGCACAAGACAUCUUUCCGUUAAUGCCGUUAAAAGAAACCACAGUUCAAAUCAAAGCCCAUCUAGGUUUCCAAGUCCAGAAAACUAAGGCUUCAGUCACACGUAACGGCACUCCGUCAUGGAACGAGGAUUUAUUAUUUGUAGCAGCCGAGCCAUUUAGUGAUCACUUGAUUUUCACAUUAGAAAACCGGCUACCUAAAGGGCCAGUUACAAUUGGGAUUGUGAGAAUCCCACUUACAGCUAUUGAGAGACGGGUAGAUGACAGGAAAGUGGCAUCUAGGUGGUUCAGUUUUGAAGAUCCAAAGAGUGAAAAAUUGGGUUACAAAGGUAGGGUCCAACUGAGGCUAUGUUUUGACGGUGGGUAUCACGUGAUGGAUGAAGCAGCGCACGUGAGCAGUGAUUACAGGCCCACAGCAAGGCAACUGUGGAAGCAACCGGUGGGGACUUUCGAGUUGGGUAUUAUUGGGUGCAAGAAUUUAUCACCGAUGAAAACGGUAGACGGUAAGGGUUGUACUGAUGCUUAUUGUGUGGCAAAGUAUGGCCCAAAAUGGGUUCGGACCAGAACUGUGUGUGAUAGCUUAGAUCCUAAAUGGAAUGAGCAGUACACGUGGAAGGUUUAUGACCCAUGUACAGUGUUGUCUAUGGGGGUCUUUGAUAGCUCGGGAGAAUUGGAGAUAGACGGUGAUAAAAAUGCCACGCGUCCUGAUGUUCGAAUUGGGAAGGUUCGGGUACGUAUAUCUACGUUGGAGACGGGUAAAGUGUAUAGAAAUAGAUAUCCGUUGACCUUGUUGACUAAUAAUGGAGUCAAGAAAAUGGGUGAGAUAGAAGUGGCUAUAAGAUUUGUCCGUGCAAUUCCAACAUUGGAUUUCUUAAACGUGUACGCACAGCCCUUAUUGCCAUUGAUGCAUCACCUGAAGCCGUUGGGAGUGGUCCAACAAGAAUUGCUGAGGAACACGGCAGUGAAGAUCAUAGCCACACACUUGUCAAGAUCCGAGCCGCCACUCCGACGAGAGGUGGUGCUUUACAUGCUUGAUGUGGACUCGCAUGCUUUUAGUAUGAGGAAGAUGCGCGCAAAUUGGUUUAGGAUUAUUAACGUGAUUGCAAGUGUGAUUGAUAUCGUGCGGUGGAUCGAUGAUACACGUGUUUGGAAAAAUCCAACGUCUACAAUACUUGUGCAUGCAUUGCUAGUGAUGCUUGUGUGGUUCCCUGAUUUGAUUGUCCCCACAUUAGCAUUUUAUGUGUUUGUGAUUGGUGCUUGGAAUUACAGGUUUCGAUCACGGGCCUCAUUGCCUCACUUUGAUCUCAAGCUCUCGUUGGCUGAUACAGUUGACCGUGAUGAACUUGAUGAGGAGUUUGAUACCGUACCGAGUAAUAGGCCACCGGAUGUGGUGCGCACAAGGUAUGACAAGUUGCGUAUGCUUGGGGCACGUGUCCAGACUGUAUUGGGGGAUUUUGCCACGCAAGGUGAACGACUGCAAGCAUUGGUGACAUGGGGGGACCCUCGUGCCACGGGGAUUUUCGUGGGGCUGUGUUUUGUGGUGGCAAUGAUCCUGUACUUGGUACCAUCCAAAAUGGUGGCUAUGGCAUCAGGAUUCUAUUUUUUCCGGCAUCCAAUUUUUCGUGAUAGAAUGCCGUCACCAGCAUUGAACUUCUUUAAGAGGCUUCCUUCAUUGUCUGAUCGAAUCAUGUAA